Messenger RNA from Tachysurus vachellii, 1283 nucleotides. It is a transcript of the gene drc10, whose product is annotated as IQ motif containing D. Bases 10 to 1152 code for a protein of 380 amino acids. The transcript has 4 exons. The record is from RefSeq and is a predicted model, not a curated record. Gene Ontology annotation, molecular function: protein binding. Lineage: Eukaryota; Metazoa; Chordata; Actinopteri; Siluriformes; Bagridae.
CUCUACACAAUGGCAGCAGUGCACAAGAAAAAGCUGGAGUCUCCGGAAGCUCAGUGCAUUAUCAGUGUGUUGGACGAGUGUGUGUGUAAAAUAGACGUGUUGUCGAUGCUGCCGUGUGAACUCGUGCAUCCUGAAUGCGUCUCUCAGGAGCUCGGAGACACGGCGGUGGAUUUGCUCAGAGAACAUCUGCGACUGUCCGAGGAGUUCCGCUCGCUACAGGACACCAACACGAGGAAAGAUGAGGCGAUCACACGACCCCUGCAGGACUCACUGAGGAACUUCCUGCGCCAUAUGAGGCCUCACCUAGAGCCAGAGACAGUGAAGAAGGUGCUCCAAGGGGCGGGGCCAAUCAUCAAGGAGGACCAGGAGGCUGUGCAGGAGCUGUGCACAGGGCUACGGGAGCUCAGACAUGUGCUAAUGGAGCGACUCAUGACCACGCCCAAAGAGGAGAGGGAACACAGGAGACACAGCCAGGAAGUCAGAAAGAGACAGCAAUGCAACAAAGAGGUCCUUCACAGGCUGGAGCAAGAAGUGAGAGAGGCGACAAAAUACAGAGAUGAAAUGAUUAGUAAGAAGGAUGGAGAGAUCCGCUGUUUGAAAGAUUCCCUCCACCAGAUGGAGAGAAUGUCGGAGGAGUUUGUGCAGCAGAUGCAGAAGAAGGCAGCGCAGCAGCAUCAAUCCGAUCUAAAGAACUCAGAGAUAAUACAGCUCCGCCUACAGGAAGAAGCCAAUCAGCUGCAAGCUCAGCUCGACCUCCUGAUCACACAGCACAGAGAGAGAGAGAGGGCACUGUGCAAGAAGAACGACAAGCUGGAGACUGAGAUCGAAAAUUGGAUUCAGAAGUACGACAUGGAUAUGGAAGAGAAGCAGGUACAGCUGGAGAAUCUGACGCAGAUGUACCAUGAGGAGCAGGCAGAGCGUCAAGUACUGCAGGAACACUUAUCUGAGCUGGAUCUCGAGUAUUCACAGAUCAUGGAGAAGAGACAGAGAGAACAAGAGCGCAGAGAGGAGGAGGAAAGAGAGAGAGAGACGAAGACUCGAGCCGUCGUCAUCAUCCAGGCGUUCUAUAGAGGAUGGAAAGUCCGCAAGGCCAUGAAGAGCAAAACCAAGAGCAAGAAAGGCAAGCAGGGCAAAGGGAAGAAGAAGAAGUGAGAAAGAGGACGUAACACUGAUCUGUUCCAUGUUUAUCACGACUGGAAUCCUGAAAUCUGAUGAAUGAAGGGUUUCUUCAGGUCACAUGAUCAGCUGUGUGGUUAACAUUAAACAUAGAAAUGAAUCAUAAA